Molecule: messenger RNA, 1947 nt
Organism: Bufo bufo (common toad)
Lineage: Eukaryota; Metazoa; Chordata; Amphibia; Anura; Bufonidae
Gene: STAR
Product: steroidogenic acute regulatory protein
Exons: 7
Coding region: 220-1077 (285 amino acids)
Biological process (GO): steroid biosynthetic process; regulation of steroid biosynthetic process; intracellular cholesterol transport
Cellular component (GO): mitochondrion; mitochondrial intermembrane space
Molecular function (GO): cholesterol binding; cholesterol transfer activity
Source: RefSeq, a predicted model, not a curated record
CUGGAUCCUCUCCAGCAAUACAUAGUAGAUAUACACAGAGCAAAGACAUCCAGUCUACCUUCAUAGCUGGCAAUACAGAGGACCUUGCAACAGAAGUGGACUUUGGAAAUCUUGACCACCAACUGACUAUAUCAAGCUUAGGAAACCUCAUCUGCUACAGACUCCAGAGAAGACAGAGUAACUUCCCCUAUAGAGACCGGCAACGUAAUUCUGUAAGCUAUGUUACCUGCCACCUUCAAACUUUGUGCUGGGAUAUCAUACAGACAUCUUCGUAACAUGACAGGUCUCAGGAAAACGGCUGCAGUAGCUCUUUCACAUGAACUGGAAAAGUUGGCUCUAGUUGGGCCAGGACCCAGUCAAUGGAUAAAUCAAGUGAGAAGAAGAAGCUCGCUACUGAGUUCCAGGCUUGAUGAGAAACCCUACAAUGAAGUUGAGAUGUCUUACCUCAAGCAGGGAGAAGAAGCCCUAAAGAAGUCAAUGAACAUUCUGGAAGAACAAGAUGGAUGGAAAGUGGAAAUUGUGGCGAAAAAUGGAGAUAAAGUUCUCAGUAAAGUCCUCCCGGACAUCGGAAAGGUCUUUAAGCUGGAAGCCGUAGUGGAGAAGCCAUUGGAUAGUGUCUAUGGAGAACUGGUGGACAAUAUGGAGAAUAUGGGAGAAUGGAAUCCAAAUGUGAAAGAAAUUAAGAUUCUCCAGAAGAUUGGAAAGGACACAGUAAUAACACAUGAGAAAGCGGCAGAAACUCCUGGGAAUAUUAUAGGACCUCGUGAUUUCGUGAGUGUGAGAUGCAGCAAGAGGAGAGGCUCCACCUGUAUUCUUGCGGGAAUGUCAACCAGAUUUAGUGAAAUGCCUGAACAGAAAGGAUACAUAAGGGCAGAGAACGGUCCAACAUGUAUGGUACUUCACCCAGUACUUGAAGAUCCCUCAAAAACCAAACUAACUUGGCUUCUUAGCAUCGACUUAAAGGGCUGGCUGCCAAAGUCUAUCAUAAACCAAGUGUUGUCCCAGACGCAAGUGGAUUUUGCUAAACAUCUACGUAACAGGGUCGCCAUGUCCACUGCCAGCCUGUCACUCUGCUAACCGUUCUUCCUCAUCAUCAUCACAUCCGACCUUACAAAAUUAUGACUAAACUAUUAUCAAGUUCUUGCUGUUAUCUUAAAUGUAUGGGGUCAUUUAUCAAACUGGUGUAAAGUAGAACUGGUUUAGUUGCCCAUAGAAACCAAUCAGGUUUAACCUUUUAUGUUGGACAGCUGAAUGAAAGGUGGAAUCUGGUUGCUAUGGGCAACUAAGCCAGUUCUACUUCACACUAGUUUGAUAAAUGACCACCUUAUUGUUUGUCCUACAGACCUUCUCUUCCACCUUAUUUUCAGGGUAGUUCCACUAUCUUCUAACAUAUUUCCCGAAUAAAAGUCCUGUGCCUUUGGAAGGUCACCUGAACCUCUUUGGUGAUCUGAGAGUUCCGUAAUUUGUAGAAUCUCGACUAUUGGGAUUCUUUGAUGGAAACUUUUGGAAGCUAUGGAACUUUCCGACCAGUCCUGAAGGGGCUGUGGUGCUUUACUGAGAGUUGUUGCCUUUACUCUGGUCUCAGAUAGGUAGCCCCAACUCAUGGAUCCCCAUCAUAAUGCUUUAGAACAUGUCUAUUUAGAAUGCCUCUUUGAGGAGGUCCUGUUCCCCAUUGGAGGCAGCCAUUUUGUAGAUUGAAAUAUUAUGGAACCUAAUAUUUCAUGGUAGCCAGUGAAUUCUGUCAGACUUUCCCAUAAAAAGGACCAGAUUAGAAGCCACAAGACACCUCUAGUACCACUUAUCUCCAGGGAAACUAAAGUUUAAAUUCAUCCCUGUUUCCUCAAGUUCCCUAUACAAAUUAAAUGAUUGGUAGAUCCCGUUGAAACCAUUGGGAUCACCAGUAAAUGUCCAAUUUAUAGGGUCAGAUGAAGAGUUGAGGGGCUGUUC